AUGCAUGCGCUUCUGCCUAUUCUCCUUUCAGGGGCGGCCAUGGCCGCCACUAUAAACGCUCCCCUGAGAAAGCGCGCCGAGUGCGGGCCCGGAAUCGGGUCCUGUGAUCCGGGCCAGUGUUGCUCAGAAGCCGGCUGGUGUGGAACGACGGCAGAUUAUUGCGGCGGCUCGCAAUGCCAACUUGAUUACAGCGACUCUUGCUAUACCUUCUUCCCGCCACCUGGUGCUAGCACAGAGAGUAUCGCGCGGCCCCUCGUGGGCUCCGUGCCUUAUGGCUCAAUCAUCACCACUUGCGCCAACCCAGGAACCUUGGCAUUGACCUAUGAUGAUGGCCCUUACAUCUACACCUCCAACCUGCUCGACAUCCUGGAGGCCCAGAACAUCACCGCCACCUUCUUUGUCGCCGGCAACAACAUUGGCAAGAACCGGAUGGACAACCCCGAUACGCCUUGGCCGGCCGUAAUGCAAAGAAUGUACGCCGCCGGCCACCAUAUUGCAAGCCAUACAUGGACCCACCGCAACCUGAACGAGGUCAAUAGCACCAUCCAGAGAACUGAGAUCAUCUACAACGAAAUGGCAUUCCGAAACCUAUUCGGCUGGAUUCCCACUUACAUACGCCCGCCAUUCCUUGAAUGUGACGCCGGGUCAGGAUGUCAGAACCUGCUCAAGACGCUCGGCUACCACAUCAUCAACGUGAAUAUCGACACCAAGGACUACAUGUAUGAUUCGCCUGAAGAGAUCCAGACCGCCAAGGACCGCUUCUCCAAUGGUGUCUCAACAAAUGCGGCAGCAAACAAGUACAUCGAGCUGUCCCAUGAUGUGCACUAUCAGACCGUGGUCAACUUGACCCAGUUCAUGAUUGAUACUGCCAAGGCGCGUGGUUAUCGCCUUGUGACCGUAGGAGAGUGUCUCAAUGACCCCAGAGAAAACUGGUACCGGUCAGCGGGUGGCGCCAUUAGCUCCGGCGUCGCAGUCGGCACGACGAGGACGACGACAACAACCUCGGUGCCCACUUCCGCGGUCUCGACGCCUGUAUCAUCGCUACAGACCAGAGCUACGUCUAGCACAACAUCAACCAGCGUCGCAACUCGCACAUCGUCGUCAAGCGUCCCUGCUUCGACCAACGUAUCACCGGACCAGACCUGUGGUGGUACCACGGGUUACACGUGCCUCAACUCAGCGUUUGGCAACUGCUGCUCCUACUAUGGAUUCUGCGGCUCAAGCCUUACAUACUGCGGAACAGGCUGCCAAUCAGGCUUUGGAUCUUGCUCCCCCCAGUCAUCGGCUGUGGCCGAAUCUUCCAAUGGUCUCUGCGGAAGCCAAUGGAAUGCCACUUGCAAGAACUACGGCACGAAAACUUGCUGUUCUCAGUAUGGUUACUGUCUAUCGAGAGACGCCAAGGCUGUCGGCGCGGACGCACUGCUACCUGGCUACCAGCUACCACCUACCUUUACGAUCUCUACGGCCGAGAAGCUGGGAUACAGCUGGAGAGGGAUUGGAAUCAUUUGCAUUGCAGCAGAAGCGUUGGAAUACAGUUAG
Colletotrichum lupini is the source of this 1539-nucleotide messenger RNA. Its product is annotated as polysaccharide deacetylase. The coding region runs from base 1 to 1539 and encodes 512 amino acids. The record is from RefSeq and is a predicted model, not a curated record. Gene Ontology annotation, biological process: carbohydrate metabolic process. NCBI's taxonomy places the organism in Eukaryota, Fungi, Ascomycota, Sordariomycetes, Glomerellales, Glomerellaceae. The transcript is spliced from 5 exons. Gene Ontology annotation, molecular function: chitin binding; hydrolase activity, acting on carbon-nitrogen (but not peptide) bonds.